AACAUCCAAUCCGGAAGACUUAGCAGUUGCCAGUAAGUGAUGCACACUCACAUACAGUGUUAAUGUUUUGUCUGGUUGUGUCGAGUACAUCAAAUUUGCCGUCUUGGUGGUGUAAAAUUCACAAGAAGAUCUGCUAGCUAUUGAUCUCUUUUUGAAAAUCUCUACCUGUCCAACAUACAUGAUCGGCCUUACAGUGGAAAGGAAGAUCCGUCCGAGUGUGUAGCGACGAAGCCAGAGGGUUAAUUCUGCACUGUUUUGUUAGCUAGGUGUUCAAAGUGGACACCAUUUUAUGAUUGUCAAUGUUUCCGACUUCGGGAUAGUUUGAUCAAAAUCGUCUGAAAACACUGGCCUCCGCGUUGUGGAUGGGUUUGCGACUGCUAUAGAAGAGAGGACCAGACAGAGGGUCAUCCUGCACGAUGGAUAUGGCGGAUGAAGCCGAUAUAUGUCGCGUGUGUCGUUCGGAAGGGACCGCGGACAAGCCCCUAUACCACCCCUGCGUCUGCACCGGCAGCAUCAAGUUCAUCCAUCAGGAAUGUCUGGUGCAGUGGCUGAAGCACAGCAGGAAGGAGUACUGUGAAUUAUGCAAGCACAGGUUUGCAUUCACACCAAUCUAUUCCCCAGACAUGCCUUCCCGCCUGCCUAUCCAGGACAUCUGUGCGGGCCUGCUGACCAGUGUGGGGACAGCCAUACGAUACUGGUUCCACUACACACUGGUGGCCUUCGCAUGGCUGGGGGUGGUCCCCCUCACAGCAUGUCGAAUCUACAAGUGUCUGUUUACUGGCUCUGUGAGCUCCCUCUUGACGCUGCCAUUGGACAUGCUCUCUACAGAGAACCUGCUGGCUGACUGUCUGCAGGGCUGUUUCGUGGUGACCUGCACGCUGUGUGCCUUCAUCAGCCUGGUCUGGCUCCGGGAACAGAUUGUCCAUGGUGGCGCCCCCUUGUGGCUGGAGCACCAACAGCAGCCCCAGGCCAAUGCAGCCGGUCAACAGCCCAAUGAGGCUGCAGGACCGGGAGCGGCCGAAAACCCUGCUGCCGCACCCCCUGCCCCCGCUGAUCCCCCAGCUCACAACGAGGCGCAGCCAGAGGCCCCGGACGGCCCCCCAGAGCAGGGGGAGGAGCCGGAACUAGACAACGAGGAAGAGGAAGGGCCGGCGGCUGAAGAUGCAGAGGCCAACAAUGGAGCUCAAGAUGAUAUGAACUGGAAUGCUUUAGAAUGGGACAGAGCAGCAGAGGAGCUUACUUGGGAGAGGAUGCUCGGACUUGAUGGCUCCCUGGUGUUCUUAGAGCAUGUGUUCUGGGUUGUUUCACUGAACACUCUCUUCAUCCUGGUCUUCGCGUUCUGUCCAUAUCACAUUGGUCACUUCUCCGUCGUGGGACUUGGCUUUGAGGAAUAUGUUCAAGCCUCUCACUUUGAAGGCCUGAUCACCACCAUUGUGGGGUACAUCCUUCUGGCCAUGACGCUCAUCCUGUGUCACGGAUUGGCUGCUCUAGUCAGGUUCCAGAGGUCCCGUCGGCUACUGGGUGUCUGCUACAUUGUCGUCAAGGUGUCUCUGCUGGUCGUCGUGGAGAUAGGAGUUUUCCCUCUCAUCUGUGGCUGGUGGCUUGACAUCUGCUCCUUAGAGAUGUUCGAUGCAUCCCUGAAGGACAGGGAGCUGAGUUUUAAGUCUGCUCCGGGCACAACCAUGUUCCUCCACUGGCUGGUGGGGAUGGUCUACGUCUUCUACUUCGCCUCCUUCAUCCUCCUACUGAGAGAGGUGCUGAGGCCCGGUGUCCUGUGGUUCCUGAGAAACCUGAACGACCCGGACUUCAACCCGGUCCAGGAGAUGAUCCACCUCCCCAUCUACCGACACCUCCGCCGGUUCAUCCUGUCCGUGGUGGUGUUUGGCUCCAUUGUCCUCCUCAUGCUGUGGCUCCCCAUCAGGGUUAUCAAGCUGGUCCUCCCGGCCUUCCUGCCCUACAAUGUCAUGCUGUACAGCGACGCCCCGGUCAGUGAGCUGUCCCUGGAGCUGCUCCUGCUGCAGGUGGUUCUGCCAGCCCUGCUGGAACAGGGUCACACGCGCCAGUGGCUCAAAGGCCUGGUCCGGGCCUGGACCGUCAGCGCCGGGUACCUGCUGGACCUCCAUUCCUACCUGCUCGGAGAACAGGAGGACAACGAGGCCAACCAGCCUGUCAACAAUAACAACAACCCGGCUCCUGGCCACCACAACAACAACAACGAUAACCCCGCCCCUGCGGUGGGGGAGGGGCUUCAUGCAGCCCAUCAGGCCAUACUGCAACAGGGCGGACCUGUAGGAUUCCAGCCGUAUCACCGACCACCACGCUUCCCUUUCAGGAUUGUUCUGCUGAUAGGCUUCAUGUGUGUAACCCUGCUGGUGGCCAGCCUGAUGUGUCUGACGUUACCGGUGUUUGCGGGGCGUUGGCUCAUGUCGUUCUGGACGGGGAGCUCUAAGAUCCAUGAGCUGUACACGGCGGCGUGCGGCCUGUAUGUGUGCUGGCUGUCCAUCCGUGGCGCCACGGUUCUUCUGGCCUGGAUGCCCCAGGGACGAACCGUCAUCAUGCUCAAAGCCCAGGAGUGGACGCUCAUGAUCCUGAAGACGCUGGUUGUGGCGCUGCUGGUUGCUGGCGUUAUCCCUCUGCUGUUGGGCCUGCUGUUUGAGCUGGUCAUCGUUGCCCCACUCCGCGUUCCCCUGGACCAGACGCCUCUCUUCUAUCCCUGGCAGGACUGGGCUCUGGGGGUCCUUCAUGCCAAAAUCAUCGCUGCCAUCACCCUCAUGGGACCCCAAUGGUGGCUGAAGACUGUCAUCGAGCAGGUGUACGCCAAUGGCAUCAGGAACAUUGACCUGUACUUUAUCAUCCGUAAGCUGGCGGCCCCCGUCAUCUCCGUGCUGCUGCUGUCCCUGUGUGUCCCCUACGUCAUCGCAGCGGGGAUCGUGCCCGCCAUAGGUGUGACUCCGGAGAUGCAGAUCUUGAUGCAGCGAAGGAUCUAUCCGUUCCUCCUGAUGGUCGUGUCCAUCAUCGGCAUCCUGUCGUUCCAGAUACGACAGUUCAAACGCCUCUACGAACACAUCAAGAACGACAAGUACCUGGUUGGCCAGCGGCUUGUCAACUAUGAGCGCAAGGCUAGGGCAGCUAGCUCUGUCCCGCCCCCAAAUCCCAUCCCAGAGUAGUCAAGUUUGUGUGAGAGGUCUGGACCUUUGUGAAACCACCCUUCUCCUGUGUUCUCCCACUCUGUCGUUCUCAGUCGUGUUCAUGCCUUGUUUUUAAGUGCUGCCUGAGAAUUGUACAUGUGUAAAUACUUUGGAUGCAGACAAGGGUUGUCUGAAAUUGGACAGACUUGGAUUAAUGCAAAUUACCAUUGUACAUCUUUAAAAAGUGUAUGUAUAUUAAUUUAUUAAAUCAAACUGACAAUUUG
Messenger RNA from Esox lucius (northern pike), 3412 nucleotides. Its product is annotated as E3 ubiquitin-protein ligase MARCHF6. The transcript has 26 exons. The record is from RefSeq and is a predicted model, not a curated record. NCBI's taxonomy places the organism in Eukaryota, Metazoa, Chordata, Actinopteri, Esociformes, Esocidae. Gene Ontology annotation, molecular function: zinc ion binding. Gene Ontology annotation, cellular component: endoplasmic reticulum membrane. The coding region runs from base 417 to 3167 and encodes 916 amino acids.